This is a messenger RNA of Thermothielavioides terrestris NRRL 8126, 2276 nucleotides long. RefSeq lists its product as uncharacterized. Lineage: Eukaryota; Fungi; Ascomycota; Sordariomycetes; Sordariales; Chaetomiaceae. The transcript has 2 exons. The annotation marks the transcript as partial. The record is from RefSeq and is a predicted model, not a curated record.
ACUGCCUCGUCCCCGCCAAACAAGUGCUGCGGCUGCUGCUGCUGCUCCCGCCCUUGGUAGCCGUCCCACUUCCCCCUUCCCUCCUCCCGCACCACUCGCGCGCCGGUCGCAAUGUCGAGCCAGACGGGCAAGUGGCGCGAGGAGCAGGUGCUCGUCAUCUGCCCCGGCAGCCAGACCACGCUCGCCCAGCUGGGCUGCAACGAGCUCACCCCGCCCGCCCACCGCUUCCCGACGCGCAUGUUCAAGGACCCCGACUCGGACGACUGGCGGCCCUACCACACGUACAAGCGCAAGAAGGAGGGCGCCACCGCAGAGGGGGAGGAUGCGUGGGAGUACGUUGAGGACACCGACUCGGUCGAGGGCGCCGUGUACCCCAUCCAGGCCGGCCGCAUCGUCAACAUGGAGGCCUUCCUCGCCUUCCUCGAGCACGUCCACUCGCAGCUGACCACGACCUACCACAACACGCCGAUCAUGCUGAUGGCCUCGCCGCAGUGGUCGCGCACCGACUGCGAGGCCAUCGCCCGCUACAUCUUCGAGAAGACAAAGACGCCCGCCCUGUGUCUCAUCCACAGCGGCAUCGCCACCCAGUACGGCCUGAAGUGGCCCAGCAUGACCGUCGUCGACAUCGGGUACGAGAAGGUCGACGUGACUUGCAUCGCCGACGGGCGCGUAGUCUCGCACAAGGACGUGUCGCCUACGCAACCCGGGGACGGUGUCAGCGGCGGGGAGGUGUUUACGAGGAAGCUGAAGCAGCUGCUGGAGGAGAAGGGCUUCGACUACGACAUGGCCGAGCAGCUGAAGAAGAGCCCGGUGUGCGAGGUGCUGCCGUAUGCGCCGGACCGGCCGGAGCUGGCCGAGUUCCCGACGGAGACGGGCGCGGCCGGCGCUGGCCCAGCAGGCGAGGCGCCGAAGAUUGUGGAGCCCGGGCGGAGCUAUGCUGAUGAUGACACUGGCGCCAAUGGCGACAGCAAAGAAGUAGAGGAUGGUGUGCUGGAUGUUGCCAACAUCGUCGCGAGCGGGCAGACGAGGGAGUUCCUGGCGAAGAAGGAGAAGGAAAAGGCGGAAAAAGCGGCCAAGGCAGCCCGGAAGGGGAAGGACAAGGAAGGCGGCGACGCGGGCCCGGCGAAGCCGGUCAGGCUACCCAACUCGAAGAGGGUCAAGAACACGUUCCAUUACGAGGAGCUGGUCACCGAGGACGUGCCUGUCGCGGCGCCAGCGCAAGAAAGUACCAGCACAGACACCGCCAUGGCCGAUGCGCCGCUGGCCGAUGCGGCGCCAGCAGAUGGGGCGCCGGCAGAUGGGGCGCCGGCAGAUGGCUCAGCCCCGGCCGCGGCCGGCGAAGCACCCAGCGACGCACCCAAGACAGAGCCGGCCGAGCAACCACCACAACCGCAAACAGACGCCGCCGCCACUGGCGCAACCGAGCGCGUCACCCGGCGAGUGCGCCGCGACAUCGAGGUCGGCCUCGAGCGGUUCCAGUUCGCCGACCGGCAGGAGAUCGACCGCAUCGCGACGGCCAUCUACCGCGCGAUCCAGGACAUCGACGACCUGUACAUGCGGCCGGGCUGCUGGGAGAACAUCGUGUUCGUCGGCAACGGCGCGCGCAUCCGCGGCCUGCGCGACAACAUCAUGCAGACGCUGCAGGCGCGCCACCUCGUCUCGCCCAGCUCGGCCACCAUGUUCACCUCGGAGCUGCCCUCCAACAUUGGCACGCCCUCGGGCACGGGGUCGCAGACGCCCACCUCGUCCUACGCCGGCGGGCCCGGCGGGCCCGGCGGCGUCUCCUCGCUCGCCGGCGCCCCCGGCAGCGGCGUCAACCCGCUGCUGCAGGCCGCCACGACCGCCAGCCUUGGCGUGCCGGGCAGCGUCGUCAACGCCGCAGCCGGCGGCGGCGCCGCCAACGCGGCCGGGUCCAACGCCGGCGACGCCGCGGCCGCUGGUGCCGGCGGCGGCACCAGCCACCACUUCCACAGCCAGACGCCCACCACCAUCCGGCUCGCCCCGCUGCCGGCCUACCUGACCGAGUGGACCAAGCACGGCUUCGAGGAGGCCAUGUUCCUCGGCGCCCAGGUCGCCGCACGCAUCGCCUUCUGCAUCCACAACCUCGACGCCCAGGGGUUGGAGGCGCAGCGGCUCAUGAGUCUGAGUCGUGUUGACUAUAAGUGAGUCGUCCCCUCUUCCUUUCACGGCCCUCUUCUUCUGCAUGUGUGUGAUGCUGACGGUGCGUGCUAGUGAGCUCGGCCCAAAGGGCAUUCGGACGCAUUCAAUGCUCGGGU